Molecule: messenger RNA, 2166 nt
Organism: Aureobasidium pullulans EXF-150
Lineage: Eukaryota; Fungi; Ascomycota; Dothideomycetes; Dothideales; Saccotheciaceae
Exons: 3
Coding region: 56-1834 (592 amino acids)
Biological process (GO): cell differentiation; regulation of transcription by RNA polymerase II
Molecular function (GO): RNA polymerase II cis-regulatory region sequence-specific DNA binding; DNA-binding transcription factor activity, RNA polymerase II-specific
Source: RefSeq, a predicted model, not a curated record
UUCAGCUCGUCCAGCGAGACCACUCCCUCGCCCAACAUACGUGUCAACUGCAGUCAUGGAGGAACAUAGUACCGAGACGACUACUCAGAGGGACUCAUCGACGUCCGAGUCGCCUUAUGCACCGCAGCCCGAGACCGAGGCAUCCCUGGUAUUGAAGGCGACAGCCAAUAGCUAUCCUUUUCUGGUACACUCGACAGACACGCUGGCCAACAAUCGCCCUCCCAAUGUCGACAACAAACCUCUGGCCCGUCAAAAGAGAAGGAGGACAAGUCCCGAUGACCAGAAAAUUCUCGAGGAAGCCUACGCGAAGAACUCAAAACCAGACAAGGCCACUCGUAUGGAUAUCGUGAGUCGCGUCGCGUUGGGGGAGAAGGAGGUACAGAUUUGGUUCCAGAACCGUCGCCAGAGUUCGCGUAGAAAGUCGAAACCACUGGAUCCUCGCGAAAUCGCCCAAUACCAAGCCUCAUACUCGUCUCCCCACGAUGCCCAUACCGCAGAUCAGCUCGAAGACACCUCAAUUAGCCAGAUUGACACGACUCAGGAUGCCGAGACCGACUCAACAUCCCAAGACAAGACAGCCCUUUCUGCCAGCCAGAAUGCGUCAACCUCGUUCAUCGAGGUCCCCAGCUCACAACCAGACCCGGCUUCACAGGACUCGGCUUCGAAAGCUGGUUAUCUGUCUAACAGACGUAACAACGCUUCCUUCACCGCACUAGAUUCGCAAGAGGAUAUUCAAAACACCCAGGACCAACCGAGCAAGCGUCUAAGGAAGUCCGACUCCAAGAUCCGCCUGUCCAUGACAGCAGAUGGUGUUGCUCGUGUCAUGGAGGGCGAUGACUUAACAUCAUCUCCUCCUCGCAAGCUUCCUCCCCCAGUAACGGCUGGUGCGUCCUUUGACGAGCCUGCCAGUCAAUCAAACGAUCUGUACCGAACCAACAGCCAGAUCAGUCUUGGCGAUACUCCGGGCAGUCAGGAAAGUUCCACUGGCCUUCGUCGCAAACCCAGUGGAAGAUCUCGCGACUCACGCGUGUGGUCCUUCUUUGCAGACCGUGGUGCUCGCAGCGAGCUCGAGGAUCGUGCCAACCAGGAAACCAGUGGUGAUGCCGCUGAAGCCAUCUCCCUACUACGUCAGCAGGAAAAGGAUCGCGCCUGCAACCCCUUGGCGCGCGUGCCGUCCCUGAAGCGUCUCAAUCCUCAGACCAUCUCCAACGAAGAUCGUGCAGUCAAGCGUCUGCGUCAAAGCCAGUCUUUCACUGCACCUCCUCCUUCCUCGGCUCCUUCUGCCGUAGCCGCAACUCCCUUCCGCCAGCCCCUGAUGCAACGCUCGUCUUCAGCGCGUAACAUGCAGUCCACAAACAGAAGACCAGCACAUCAUGACCCGCUGCUGUUGGCCAAGACCCCCAAACUCAAGCAAACGCCCACCUUUGAGAUAUCGGCCACAGACUCAGAUAAGGAGAACUGGAGCCCUGGCGACCGCCCCUCAGCAUUCAUGGACCGCCAUUUCUUGCAUCAGAUGCAGACCUCGCCGGCCGUGAUGCCCUCUACAGUCAAGCGCCCUCGUGCCCACGCAGGCUUCCACGAAACACCUGCACCCCGUAACCGUGGCAAGCAUAGCGGCAGAACACAAGUCGCACACCUGGACGACGACGAUGAUGACGAUGACGAGGAUGUCAUGCAAUUCAUGAAUGCACCUCCUAGUAGUAGUGUUAGAAAGGACAAGGCACAUCGUGCGAUUGAAAGAGACGAACGUCAGAGCUCGGAAGAGGAGGAUUUGAACUGUGUGGAGGGCUUGCUCAAGUUGAGUCAGGGUAAUUGGGGUGGUGCUGCUCGAUGAUGAUUUGCUUGCUUGCUUGCUUGUCGAAGCUGCUGUUUGUCAAGUCUGUUUCUCUUGUUGUUUUUCUUUACUGUUUUUGCGUUGCUCGCAUGGAUAUCGGCAGAGGAGAGGCAUAUGUGGGUGUUCUUGUUUCCUUCUUCUGUUGCUGGCUGUUAAGUUGCUUUCUUGAUGUUCGUGACCGGACCUCAGUCGGUCACCUGGUGUUGUUUUGGAAGGUUGGGUUACCUGAAAGGAGAGGUGCAUGUGGAGCGUUAGCUUAGCAAUGUCAUGAUGUCUUUGUUUGUUCGAUGUAGGGGUUUCACAGCAAUAACACUUUUGGGAGAACAAGAGUC